GGUCAUUAGUUUUGUCCUUUCUGCCCUGCCGUAGGUCUGUCUUUUUUUUUUUCCCCUUUCCUCCCUUUGGGCUAACUACGAUGGAGCAGGCCGGGAGUUCCGCGGAGUCUCUUCGCUACGCGGAGUACGCAGCCCGGAGCGGCGGUGGCCGAGGGCCGGACAUCAACUAUGGUCUGGCCAAAUCUGUCAUUGGAGUCGGCCUGGGCAUCGCAGCUGUUGCUUUCGGAGGACGUUACGCAUUCCAGCUCUGGAAACCUUUCGAAGAACUCUUCUCCCAGGUAGCCAGGAACAUUUCAGCUACUACCGCUUCUUCGUAUUACAAAGGCGGAUUCGAAUCGAAAAUGAAUGUUCGGGAAGCUAGCCUUAUUUUAGGCAUAAGUCCAUCUGCCGGCAAGGCCAAGAUUAGAAAUGCUCACCGGAAAAUCAUGAUUCUGAACCACCCAGAUAAAGGUGGAUCUCCAUACCUGGCAACCAAAAUCAACGAAGCCAAGGAUCUGCUGGAAUCAAGCAGGAAAAAUUAGGGAUUUUCACCGCACCUCAGAAACUUUUCGGAAGCCACACAAGGACUUCUUUCUUACCCACAGCACGGAAAUCAAACUUUGGGCUUGUCAAUAAAGUGUCAGCCGAUUUGAGGACGCCGUUUCAGGGAGUUCAUAAUCAAAUCCGGGUUCCAUCCUUCAAAUCUCAUUUAUGGCCUCAGGGGGGACCUUAUCCUGGAAGUGUGAGACCGCGAUGCAGAAAAGUUAAGAUUGAUCAUCAUCAUCUUCAUUUAACCACCCCCCAUAAUCCCUCGCGGGGUGGUGUCUCUGCAACUGAAUGGAGUUAGCCGGGUUUUUAAUGGCCAGAUGCCUUUCCUGUUGCCAUUGCAGAGUUUUGUUCAGCAGAUAAAAUUCUCAUUGUGCCCAGAGAGAGAAAUGUCUGCCUCUAACCUAGGAUCGAACUCCUGCUCCAGCCUCCUGAUUGUGAGGAGACACACCACACCAAAAGUUAGGAUUGUUAUUCUCUAUUAAUACGUCAAAUCCAAGUUUUUAGUUUUUCAUCAGCAAAAAAAAUAAUAAUAAUGUUUUGUUUCCUUGGAAAAACCAGAAGCGUUGUAGAUUACAAUGAUUAGACUGUCUAAAUUUGAACUCCCGGCCCACCGUGAAAAUUAUAAAAUGGAUGCUUUAGACCUGUGAAUUUUCUCCCAUCGCACUCUUAGAGAAGUAAGCAGCUCCUCCUUUAUCUAAGCUACCUGUCUUGUUUUUAAUUUUAAAUAUUUUAAAGAUAUUUAUGUUCCUUAAAUGUUUUGGACAACA
Messenger RNA from Thamnophis elegans (Western terrestrial garter snake), 1295 nucleotides. RefSeq names its product DnaJ heat shock protein family (Hsp40) member C15 (gene DNAJC15). Gene Ontology annotation, biological process: protein import into mitochondrial matrix. The transcript is spliced from 6 exons. The record is from RefSeq and is a predicted model, not a curated record. Gene Ontology annotation, molecular function: ATPase activator activity. Gene Ontology annotation, cellular component: PAM complex, Tim23 associated import motor. Bases 81 to 521 code for a protein of 146 amino acids. Lineage: Eukaryota; Metazoa; Chordata; Lepidosauria; Squamata; Natricidae.